Messenger RNA from Gongylonema pulchrum, 276 nucleotides. The record is from the annotation of a GenBank genome assembly. Lineage: Eukaryota; Metazoa; Nematoda; Chromadorea; Rhabditida; Gongylonematidae.
AUGCACACCAUUACGGAAGAAACUGCAGAUAUUUGGGCCGAACCAUCAGCUAAAAUCAUCGAACUUAUCGAGCAAUUCAAGAACGAAACGGCGUUUUAUGCGGAAAUGAUGUCACUAUGGCGCAAGAAUACCAGUGCUUUCGACAUCGAAAAAUUUGAAAGUGAACAAAUCUCGAAGCUCGCGACAAUUUACAGCAAAAUGCAACCUGAAUCUACGUACGCACAUGUUCACGAGUAUUAUUAUUUUCCCGAGCGUUAUUUUGGUGUGCAUACAUAA